CACUUGAAGUCAGCACAAACUCCUGAUCCGCCUCGCAACAAUGAGGAACUUUCCCUUCCGAGUUUCCACUGAAGCGACAGGGGGACGUGGGAUGCAUGCGGUGGGAUGAAAACGGAAAAAGAUGUGAAAAGAAGAGAGUGGGAGUUGUGAUCUAGAAACGUAUUUUUCUUUUCCUUAUCAAACGAUAAGGAAAACAUGGCGAAUUCAAGUUCUUCACAUGCGGCUCCUCAGGUGACCUCUCAGCCUCACCGCGCCGAGAUCCUGGACAACCCGCUCCAGACCUAUCUUCUGGGAAUCAUAAUCUCCAUAUGUGGCAAUGUCCUCAUCAGCAUUUCACUCAACAUACAGAAAUAUGCCCACGUCCGUCAGUCUCAGCGUGGCUCUAAGCCCUACUACACCUCUGUGAUGUGGUGGUGCGGUGUGGCUCUCAUGGGUGUCGGCGAGCUGGGGAAUUUUGCAGCCUACGGCUUUGCCCCAGCAUCACUCAUAGCCCCGCUAGGCUGUGUGUCUGUCAUAGCCAGCGCUGUCAUAUCUGUGGUUUUCCUCAAGGAGAGGGUGCGCGCCUCUGACAUUGUUGGUGGCACCCUGGCAAUAACAGGGACAUAUGUUCUGGUGACCUUUGCCCCACACACUUCCACACACAUCACAGCCCAUCUGGUCCAGUACUACGCUGUCAGCUGGCACUUCCUGCUUUACCUCUUCUUAGAGAUUGUCGUUUUCUGUAUCCUGCUCUAUGUUUACAAGAGGAGGAAUGUGAAGCACAUCAUCAUUGUGAUGCUGCUGGUGGCCCUGCUAGCCUCUCAGACAGUCAUCUCAGUCAAAGCUGUGUCAGGGAUGAUCACCGAGUCGAUAAAAGGCCAGCUGCAGCUCAUCUACCCCAUCUUCUAUGUCAUGCUUGUCGUCAUGAUCGCCACCUGUGCCUUCCAGAUCAAAUUUCUCAAUCAGGCAAUGAAAAUGUUUGAUGCGACAGAGGUGGUUCCUAUCAACUUUGUGUUUUUCACCGCAAGUGCCAUUGUUGCAGGGAUAGUAUUUUACCAGGAAUUUGAAGGCUUGGCUUUACUCAACAUUUUUAUGUUUCUUUUCGGUUGUCUUCUGUCUUUCCUUGGAGUUUUCCUGAUAGCCCGAAACAGGCCAAAAAUAAAGCAACAAGAUCCCAAUUUUCUCGCAAUGGAUAAAAUUCCUAGGAGGGGGCACACAGACAAAGUGCAGCCUGAGGCAACGACAUACGGAUCGCUGGCAGCCAAACUCAUGUGCAACAGAGCUGGCCAAUCAGACGAUUCAUAGGACCAGCUCCAUCUGUUGGAGGUUCAUUUUGGUGGAUUUGUGUGCCUGUGUGUGCGUGUGCCUGUGUGUGCAUCCUUCCUCCUGGGUACUUCAAUAAUAUCUCUAUUUAAAGAAAUAAAUGCAUGGCAUCAAUUCAAACCAGUGCCAGCUUAGCGGCAGUAUUGGUGGCCACAUUGGUUUUACAUUUUAUGUCAAAAAUGGCAAGUAUCUCUUUCAAUAUCCUAGAAAUCUCUUGAGUUAACAGUAUUUCCAGCAGGGUUUUCUGGAAUAACUGAUGAGGAAAAAUGUACUGAACGCAAUGAAACCCCUCAGGAUCACAGUGCAACAUCAAAUGCCAAAGGUCCAGUAGGCCUUCCAAUAUAACAUAUGUGAUAUGUUAAUCAAUUGAAUAAAUGUAUCUAUGUGCGAUCAGUUGUCAAUAAAUAAGGACAGUAUCUGACAUUUCAA
Messenger RNA from Perca flavescens (yellow perch), 1731 nucleotides. RefSeq names its product NIPA like domain containing 2 (gene nipal2). Bases 196 to 1284 code for a protein of 362 amino acids. NCBI's taxonomy places the organism in Eukaryota, Metazoa, Chordata, Actinopteri, Perciformes, Percidae. The transcript has 11 exons. Gene Ontology annotation, biological process: magnesium ion transport. Gene Ontology annotation, cellular component: membrane. Gene Ontology annotation, molecular function: magnesium ion transmembrane transporter activity. The record is from RefSeq and is a predicted model, not a curated record.